AUAUAUAGCUGGAUCUAGAUUUACAGAUUAGGAUUGGAUAUGACGAGAAAGUAAUAGAUCUAGAUCUAGAUUCUACGACCAAAAUUAACCCAUUUUUUUCAUCAUGCCAAAUUUAGGAGGAACUUUUAAAAUGGAUGAGUAUGUGAAAAAAGUUUUUGAGGAUGAGAUGGAAAGAAGUGAUUCUUUUUUAACACAAGAUGAGUUGACGAUACUACUGAAAGAAGAUAGUGAUGAAAAAGUGCCCAGAAACUCAAUAAUUGGCUACCCAACUUACCCCUUGUACCGCGAAAUUGCAAAUAUGUUGACCUUAUGGCUCUCAGAAAAGCAUUGUCCCGUGUUGGAUCUCCCUAGCUUUGACCUGCUGGAUGAAAAGAGUUACAAAGAGUUACGGGCAGCUACAAUAAAAUCUAUCACCCCUUUACUGGAAGGCUUAGAGACUCUCUGGACUCUGUGGACAGAUGAUGAGAUCAAAUACAGAGUGCGUGAAGUACUUGUUCUUUUAGGGCUCAGGGGGAUUUUAGAUCUUCUCGGAGUAAGAAAAACAGUAGGAACCAAAGAUUUACUACCCCCAUCUCGAAAAAUGUUGCUGGAAUCGUUCACAGCCAAACAUUCUGCCAAUAGUGAACUGUGGGUAGGGGCUAGAGCACUAGCAAAACAUUAUCACAGAGAUCAGUCUGAAUCCUGGUGGGGCAAUUGUACUGGUACGGAGUCUGAAAAAAAUGCACAUUCUCUGACAUUGAUGAAUAAAAUACUUGAUAACGCAGUGUGGAUAAAUAUACAUUGGCUGCCUCAUGAUGUGUUUAUUAUAGAAGCCAGGCAGGAGCAUGGCUAUGGCUUACGGUGGUCUGCUGAUGGAAAAAGUUUUAGGGGGUUUUUAGAGCCUCAAAUGAUAGAUGGGCAUGAAGUUGGCUGGAGGCAUUAACAAUGUGUUUUGUUAGUCUGCUAUUAUCUGCUAUUAUCUGCUCAAAUAUGUGUAUGUGGGAUGUCUGCCAUUAUAUGCCUAAAUAUGUGUAUGUUGAAAGUCUGCCAUUAUUUCCCUAAAUAUGUGUAUGUUGAAAGUCUGCUGUAUCAAUUACUGAUAUUUGUUGGUUAAACUGGCUCUUUUCCACCAGAUCAACUUAUAUAAAAAAAAUUGUCAUGGUGUUAAUGUCCAUAUUUUAUGUUAAUGUCCAUAUUUUAUGUAUCCCAGGCCUAAUGUUUGCAUAAAAUUGCAAUUGAUUUUUAAAGUAAGAUAUUUAACUCAGUGAAAAUGAAAUGUAAAAGGCAAUAAACUAU
Messenger RNA from Physella acuta, 1275 nucleotides. RefSeq lists its product as uncharacterized. NCBI's taxonomy places the organism in Eukaryota, Metazoa, Mollusca, Gastropoda, Physidae. The record is from RefSeq and is a predicted model, not a curated record.